Molecule: messenger RNA, 685 nt
Organism: Camelina sativa (false flax)
Lineage: Eukaryota; Viridiplantae; Streptophyta; Magnoliopsida; Brassicales; Brassicaceae
Source: RefSeq, a predicted model, not a curated record
AAGAACCUCCCCUCCGAGAAGAAUGGUGAAACCUACAAAAUGCAACAUCUAGAUUUUUGCAGAAAAGAAAAACAUUGAAGCUUCUUCUUGUUUUGUUUGAAUUUAUUUUCACGUUUCUGUAUCCUUUUAAAAAAGUACCAUUUCAAAGGUAUCUACAAGUUUCUUUAAUCAGAUAUAAACACAAGAUUAAGAGAUGGGGGAGAAGAAAAAAGAGGUGAUCAGAUUAGAGAGAGAAGCUGUGAUCCCAAUUCUAAAGCACAAGCUCAUUACUGCCUUGUCCCUUCACUUUGAAGAUAAAUGUGAGAGAGAGGAGUUCCUAAGAUUCUGCCAGAGAGUGGAAUGUACCAUUAGAGCUUGGUACCACCUUCAUUUUGAGGAUCUUAUGCAACUGUAUUCACUUUUCGAGCCAAUCCGCGGCGCGCACAGGCUUCAUCAACAGAAUUUAUCUCCUCGUGAAAUCGAUACUCUUGAAGAUCAAUUUCUUCAACAUCUAUUCCAGGUCAUGGAGAAGAGUAACUUCAAAGUGAUAACUAAUGAAGAAAUACAAGUAGCUCUCUCUGCUCAAUAUCGUCUCAAUCUUCCUAUUGUUGUUGAUGAAGCUAAGCUUGAUACAAAGUUGUUAACAAGAUUCUUCUCCAAGUUUCCCCGAGAUGAUCUUCCUCGUUUCGCUGAUAAGGUAAAGUAA